AUUUUAUUUCAGAAUAUAAAUAAAACUCUUUCUCUUAUUUCGCUUUUGCACUUCACACUUGAAAAGUUUAAAGUUUUUAAAUUGUAAUUAUACUUCAAUUUACUGAACCCUCGUCAGACUAGUGUUUAAAAUAUUGUACGACUAAGAUGGCUACCCCAGAGAGUGAUGAAGAUCUCACCAUCCCACGAGCUGCUCUCAACAAGAUGAUAAAAGAGAUUUUGCCAUCCAUUCGUGUCGCAAAUGACUCUCGAGAACUGAUACUGAAUUUUUGUACAGAAUUUAUUCAUCUUAUUUCCUCAGAGGCAAAUGAAAUUUGUAAUCAACAAACAAAGAAAACAAUUUCUCCUGAGCACGUAUUACAAGCUUUGGAUCGACUUGGGUUUGGAGAUUUUAGACGUUCUGCAGAAGAAGUGAUGGAGGACUGUAAGCAGGUUGCAGCUAAGAGAAGAAGGCAAUCCACUCGACUAGAACAUUUAGGAAUCCCAGAGGAAGAAUUAUUACGUCAACAGCAGGAACUCUUCGCAAAGGCCCGGGAGGAACAAGCCCAGCAAGAACAACAACAGUGGCAAAUGAUGCAAAUGGCUGCGCAAAUGUCGACUCAAAAUCCUGCACAAAGUAGUUCAAACGCGGACGAGGAUGAAUAUUAAAUUUAAGUACGUACAAUGUGUGUGGAUCGAAGUUUUCCCAUUUUUCUACAUUCAGAGAAUUUAAUUGUAAUUUCGCUUAGUCGGAGUCAACAAGGAGUCUUUGUCAAAGACCUGUGAUGUUGAUAAUGAGUACAGGCAGAAAUAAAUUCAAUACAAUGUUUAAA
Messenger RNA from Folsomia candida, 811 nucleotides. RefSeq names its product protein Dr1 (gene NC2beta). The transcript is spliced from 2 exons. Bases 147 to 647 code for a protein of 166 amino acids. Gene Ontology annotation, biological process: chromatin remodeling; RNA polymerase II preinitiation complex assembly; negative regulation of transcription by RNA polymerase II. Gene Ontology annotation, cellular component: negative cofactor 2 complex. Lineage: Eukaryota; Metazoa; Arthropoda; Collembola; Entomobryomorpha; Isotomidae. The record is from RefSeq and is a predicted model, not a curated record. Gene Ontology annotation, molecular function: general transcription initiation factor activity; core promoter sequence-specific DNA binding; TBP-class protein binding.